GGGGCGGCAGUGUGGCGGCUGGGGCGGGCCUGCCAGCAUGUGGUGGAGCACUCCCAGCUCGCACCCGCCUACCACUGCCGCCCACGUGCUCCCUUUCUCUCCCACACACGCACUCACACACACCACACCCACACACAGCUCCCCUAGUGAUCGCAGUUAUAGUGAUUCUGCGUUACGUCUUCACCAGCACCACUCACAAAAACUGUACCAGUGGCAUAUACUGAAGAAGGUUGAAACCGAGGCCUUCACUGCCCAGGCUAUGUAAACAUGGACACUAACAUUACAUAACGCAGACUUUCAAGGCUGAUCACUGCGAACAACGGUAAUCAUUAAUGAAGUAACCAGCUUUCGGUGCACCAGUAACAUACAUCCUGUUAUGAAGGCAAGGUUUUAAGGUGGCGAGGAGGUUGACAGUACUGUAGUGCCAACCAGAGUGCCAGGCAGGUGCCAGUGAAUGCCUGUGGUGUAAAGACCCGGACUCUACCCUGCCCCCCUCCUACUUAGGGACGAACGGCACGCCAGACAGAGGCGCUUCUCGUCUAGCUAGCGGAAGUGCGACAAGCUGGGCGCUGAUACUGUCCCAGUGCCCCACGUCAACACACCUCCCAGAACUCCGUAGCGCUUGGUGGGCUCAGUCCUCCGCACGCGCUUUACCUUGGUGUACCGCGACCACCUGCUGCUCCUGCUUGCUGGCUCCUUCAGUGCACGAUGGCUCGCGCUUUUCAAUAGUCUUUACGUGACUGCACGCGUGAACCCCGGAUGACUGACUGGAGAUGCGACACCAAGGUUAGCCUUUGAUCUUGAUCUGCGGCGCUACAACGGUACAAGACUGUCACGUGUGGACCACAGCACCAACACCUGCACAGGAGAGAUCUGUUUUUUAUAAGUAGUGUGAUAAAAGACUUUCCAUUACGAUGAAAGAAACGUAGCAAGUAGCAUCAACAGGAAUGUGUCAGUAGGUUCUGGACUUUGUGAAACUGCUUAAAGUUGUCAGAUAACUAUUUUGGUGCUUAACAGGUAAAACACCUCCCCCAGUGAGAUGUGACAGUAUUCCAGAGUGUGUGGUCGUCAACUCAUUAAUAAGGCAGGUGCCGUGGCCUGCCAGCAGGGGAGGGCGGCCUCUCUUAGCGGCUGAGAGGAUGCCAUACCGCGGGGACAGACACGAGGACAGACCCAAGUUCACCACAGACAUCAACUAUGUCAAGAAAAUGCCUGGGACCAUCAUUUUCGUCCAGUUGGUGUGCAUGGGGCUGGGGUUCCUGUUGGCCCUGGGAGGCUCCAUGGUAUGGAAAGUCAAGUCUGGCCACGCGUUUUUCACCUUCGUUUCCUUCAUGAGUUUCCUGAGCUGCAUCUGCUGGCUGCUGGUGCACGUGUUACAGCUCUUUUCCCUCUUCAAGACACCCAUUAAUUGGAACAUAGUGGGAAUGGGGUUCAACGGGGUGAACGGGUUCCUGGUGAUGGUAGCCAGCUGUCUCAUGAUCGAUGUGGCGUUGGAGGCAAGAGCGCUCAAGGCUGCUGGGGUGUUCGGGUUCCUAGGGUUUACGGGGUUCCUGGUGGGGCUGGUGUGGGAGGCGCUGAAGUGGCACAAGGACAAGGACUCAGGCCAAGGCUUCUCUACUGCCACCGUUGUCCGCGGCGCUCCGAGACCUGACACUCCAGAGAGUGACGACUGUGUGGACCUUCGCGAUGAGGUAGCAGGUGAAGACGACAAGGAGGCUUCAGUGGGCUUCGUGGGCAUGAGGGCUAGACCCGUGUCCUCUUUCGUUCAGCCCGCCACCAACGGGGAGGUGACCACGCCCAUGCUGUAUGCCCCCGGCUGGCAGGACAAGACCGAGAGUCCUCCUGGCGUCGCCCGCAACUCUGACAACUCCUCAGACUCCUCCAUUCAGGGAGAAUGGCAGACACCUUCCUGAGCCCCGUCACACCCCCCACCCCUCUCUCUCUCUCUGCUGACACUAAAGUCUGGGUGUUCUCUCUCCCUGAUGACAGUGAAGUUUAAGUGUUUCCUCUCCCCCUCUUAGCUGACACUGAAGUCUGAGUGUCCUCCCUUCCUCCUUACUGCCACUAAACCGCACAUGUAUCUCCAUGAUAGUGUUUGUGUUUAAAGACAGUCGUUUUGUGGCUGACGACAUUUAUGGUGACUCAGCUUAACUUUCAUUAAUGCUUAUGGAGACUAGAUUUAGUAUUUGAUAUCACGUGAGCACAAUGCAGUCUCUUGUUACACACCAUAACUAUGAAUUGAAUUGAAUUGAAACAGUUUAAUUAGCAAGAAAAAUACAUGACUCGCAAAAUAGUGACAGAGGUGACAUAAUUUUUCUCUUUGCUCUUGAAUGAGUCUUGUGAUAAUUUACUGUGAAUGAAUGUUCACCUUUGCUACACUCCGUGUAGGCCUACCUGUACAUGUUUAUAGUAUUGUCAUGAUUGUUUUCCCUUUGUUGGAAUUUAGACUAAUUUGUAUUGUUUUGAAAUGUGAAUGAACAUUACAGUAAAGCAAAUGUAUCAUUUCUAAAUUACUGUAAAUAUUGACAAUUAUUUCUUAGUUUUGAAGUAUAUUGUAAUAUUAGCGUAUUUUUAAAGAUUUAUAAGGUGUUUGAAGUUUUGAUAAUAAUGUUGAUUUAUAUUUAAGGAACAUAAGAAAAUGCAGAAUACGUCACAGGUAGCUUCUAAAGUCAGACAGACACAAGCUUGUGAAAGAGACCUAGGGGUACUUGUAAGCCCGGACCUACGGCCUAGAAAACAGUGCGUUAUUGUUCGAAAUAAGGCAAACAGAGUAUUGGGUUUUAUAUCUAGAAGUGUA
This is a messenger RNA of Homarus americanus (American lobster), 2797 nucleotides long. RefSeq names its product CKLF-like MARVEL transmembrane domain-containing protein 4. Gene Ontology annotation, cellular component: membrane. Lineage: Eukaryota; Metazoa; Arthropoda; Malacostraca; Decapoda; Nephropidae. Bases 1140 to 1913 code for a protein of 257 amino acids. The transcript has 9 exons. The record is from RefSeq and is a predicted model, not a curated record.